AUGUGUUCCACACGCGACUGGGAAUUAUUGUUUCAGAUCACUAACUUCGUGUUUCUACCACAGGUCAAGCGCACUAUUCGUCUCGUUACUGAGCAACACAUCAUUGACAAGCCUUCCGAUGUUGAGGGUUUCCCUCUUCGCUCAUGGUCAAUUGAGAUUUACGUCGUCAAUGAGCGCGGCGCUGAUGUCCCUGCCACUCUUUUCGACAGCGUCACUUACCACCUGCACCCCAGCUUCGGUUCGCGUGCCACCCAGGUUGUCAAGAAUCCUCCUUUCCGUAUCCAGGAGGAAGGAUGGGGCGAGUUUGACAUGCGCAUCGAGUUCAACACACCUGACAAGCCCCAUACCAUUAACCACGAUCUGAACUUCCAAGUUGAGCGUUACGAAUCUAAGCACGUUAUUACUUUCAAGAACCCUAAAGGCGCGUUCCUCAAUGCCUUGCGUGAGACUGGACCCGUUGGUGACGAGAAUGGUGCCAAAGCUAAGCGUUCCGGAGGCGACGAGGGCGUCGUCAAGAAGAAGAAGAAGCCCGGCUUCUCUGCUACCCUCGAUAUGGACAAACUGGCUGACGGUCUUAUGAAACUCAACGAGGACGAUCUUCUGCAGGUUGUCCAGAUGGUACAUGACAACAAGACACCCGAGUCUUACACCAAGAAUGAUUUGGAGCUCGGUGAAUUUCACGUUGAUCUCUACACUCUUCCGGAUAGUCUGCUUAAGAUGCUCUGGGACUUUGCCGAGUCCCGCCAUACCAUUUGA
Molecule: messenger RNA, 756 nt
Organism: Penicillium taxi
Lineage: Eukaryota; Fungi; Ascomycota; Eurotiomycetes; Eurotiales; Aspergillaceae
Product: putative transcription initiation factor subunit (TAF30)
Exons: 6
Coding region: 1-756 (251 amino acids)
Biological process (GO): chromatin remodeling; regulation of transcription by RNA polymerase II
Cellular component (GO): NuA4 histone acetyltransferase complex; Swr1 complex
Molecular function (GO): histone binding
Source: RefSeq, a predicted model, not a curated record